AUGUCAGAAGUUCACAUUUACACAAUUGAGUGCAUUCUCGACCACGUAGGAGCCGAUCCAGGAGACACCACUGAAUCUGACUCUGAAAUUACAACCUCAAUUACCAUUGGUGGAAAGACAAAAUCCUCAGGUCCAUUCACUCUUCCAGUAAAUCAAAAUUUGAAUCCACCCCUCCAAUUACUAUUAUAUAAAGAUGCCAUUCUCGAUGCUGGAAAUCUUUCUGUGAGUAUGUUUGAAGUGGAUUCUACCACACCAAAUGAUACGAUUAUUGGAUGGACAUGGCUAGCUCCAAGAUUGCCUGUUGUUGGAAUUGCAAGUCAACCUUUCGUCUAUCCAUUUGGACAGGGAAGAGAAAAUCCAACACAGGAGAUGGUUAUGAAGGAAGGGUUAUUGUAA
This is a messenger RNA of Naegleria gruberi, 396 nucleotides long. RefSeq lists its product as uncharacterized. The record is from RefSeq and is a predicted model, not a curated record. NCBI's taxonomy places the organism in Eukaryota, Heterolobosea, Eutetramitea, Acrasida, Naegleriidae. The coding region runs from base 1 to 396 and encodes 131 amino acids. The transcript has a single exon.